Arctia plantaginis is the source of this 645-nucleotide messenger RNA. The record is from the annotation of a GenBank genome assembly. NCBI's taxonomy places the organism in Eukaryota, Metazoa, Arthropoda, Insecta, Lepidoptera, Erebidae.
AUGCAUAAACUCAAAUCUAUGCGUACUCGUAAACCCCUUGAAUUCUGUAGUUAUGAUCAUAGAGCCCGUAUGAGUCGUUUACUUAACCGAGCACGACAAGUGUGGGGACACUUUUCAGGGGUGAAAGCAUUAUUAGUAAUAAAUCUGAAGCUUCUGGCGGUGAUUUUCAUUAGCCAUAAUUUCAGUGACUCAGUGCAUGCUGAAAAUUAUAUUUUAAAUGAUAACGCGACCGAUGAUGUGACACUCAGUAGUGAUGAUGGCCAGGGUAGUGACAGAUUUCAGGAUAUGUCAGACCAUGCAUCGACAACUGAAUCUUUGGAUUCGUUAAAUUCUACUGUAGUAUCUAAUCAAGGCGAUGCAUUAGGCAAUAUCGAAGCUUUUGAAGCUCAUCUUGCCACAGCUUUCACAGAAGCCAAUAUGAAUCAUCAGCAAAUUAAAAAAAAUAAAAUCAGCAAAAUUAUUUUGAAAGCUCUGAAAACCCAUGAUUGUUUUUCUACUUUGCACGACGAUCCCCGAACAAUAUUGAAGACUCCUAAUUUCUCUACUCCUACUUUGAAAAUUGCUUUAGGGGAGUAUCUUCAUUUAGGUGUUGAACAGGGUCUUAGUCGCAUUCUUUUGUCCGCUCCUCCGGAAAUGAUUCGGUAA